AUGGAGAAGGGACAUAUGUCCGUCAGGAGAGAGGCCAGCUGGAGUCCAGGAAGAAUGAGAAAACCCCUUCAGCUAAAGCAACACAUGGACACCGCUGGAACAGACUGUGACGCGUCAUGGGAGAGGACGGGAUUCAACAGGGAGGGCAUGAGCCGAAAAACAAAUCUGACCAGGAGUGCCAGUCUAUCAGAAAAGGAGCUAAAGGAGGCCCGUGUGAGGAGUCACAUCAUUGCUGCUCAGCUCACCAUUCCUUCCAAAUCCAGCUCCAGCUCUAGGGGUGUGCAGCUCUUCAACCGGCGUAAACAGAGAGUCAACGCCUUCACCGUUGAAAGCUGUGGACAGGGAUCACAGGAGGAUAAAAUUGAAAAUGGAAAAAGUAACACGUUGUCUAACAAACUAACAUGGGCAGAGAGGAGCAGUGAAGAAAAGGACAGAAACCUAAACUUGAACAAUACUCAGCCACUCUUUUCACCAACUGCGAGUGUCCAAUCUAUUGGUGAUAUUAUGGACGAGCCAGGAAAGGGAUUAAACCAAGAGGAAGACAUGGACAACACUGAUGUUCAAGAGAGGCAUUUUCUCCCUGUAAAGGAGGAACAGGAGGAGGAUGAACAGGGAGGAGAUGAUAUCCACGAGGGGGUAGAGGACAGUGUCAAGAAUGAAACUACUUUAGGAAGUAACAUCAUUGAACCAGACGUGAUAGAACACGCCCAAGGGGAGGCAGAGACAAAUGGGGGCCACACAGGGCCAGUUCCUACUGGAAAGCUUCCUAAUGGCUGUCAUGGCACCUCUGGACCUGAGAGGGUGUCUUUACUCUCAUCCAAGCAGGCAUCCACCAUCGUCAAUAGAACUGCGAGGCCCUUCUUCUCACCACCCACAGUGCACUCCACAGAAGCAGUCAGUCCUGUCAUGAACAUCCCACCUCCUCCGUCUUAUUCCACCCCUCCCCUCCCUGCUUCUACUGUCCCUCAACCUGCCACGUAUUCUUCUCCACCUCCGCCUCCGUCAUAUCCCACACCUCCUCUUCCUGCCUUCACAAACCAACCUCCACAAGCGUUCUGCCAAAGUCCACCUCCCAUGUCUCCUGUCAUGUCCCCAUAUCCCCCUCCACCAUCUCACUUCCCUGUUUCUCAGUAUCCACCCAUGCCCCAAUGUGGCCCACCCACAGCCCCAAAGCCAUCCACCUUUGUUCCUCAAACCACUGGAGAAAGGAAGUUGAUAACACCAAUCAAAACAGGAAUACUUGAGGAGGGCGCUGUCAGGAGGGCGAGUAAGAAGUCGAUGUUCACAUUCAAAGAAAAGCAAGUUAUUGCUCCAAAUCCUGAGCUGCUCUCUUUAGUGCAGGGGGCAGAUGAAAGGAAGAAACAUGGGCACAGGUCUGUACCUGAAGCGGCAUCUGAAGAGGAGUUACUGGCUCUGGGUGCAGAAGCCUCAAACUUCCAAGUCAAAAAGGUUGAAAGGUUGGAGGGAGCAAGUGCUCCAGAGUGGGCCUCCUGCCUUAAGAGCUCAAGAACCCGCCCAAGGUUGGAGCAUCAGCCAGAGCAGACCCUCACCAAUGUAUCUGGAAAAGGGGCUGAACUGUUUGCCAAGCGUCAAUCCAGGAUGGAGAAAUAUGUUGUUGAGAAUCAGAACGCAGGACAAAUGAGAUGUCCCUCUCCAACAAUGUCUCUGCCACCAUCUUGGGUUUACCCAUCCAACAUGCCCGGAAGGGUGAAAGCCAUUGCCAAGAACUCCGACAUAGGUGCUCAGCUUUCACAAAAUCUUAAGGCCCAGCAAGCAGUCAAGCAGAAACCAAAGCCAAAGGCUGCACCACCAGAACCAGUCCCAGAGGUGCCGCCUUUGGAAAACGGUUGUUCAAAGAUAGAGAUGGACCUUUCAAGGCACCGACCCUACCAGCUUAACUCAUCCCUAUUCAUCUUUAACCCAGUCAAGGACCCAAUCAGUACCUUACCCAGAGGAGCGCCACAGGCCAGGAAUCAACAAACCACCCAUACUUACUCCAGACAAACUUCUCUGCCUAACAGCCCUCCUUCUCACUUUGGUCCCCAAAGCAUGCCAUCUCAGCUGCCGCUCAGCCCCACAGCAGCACCAGAGUAUCUGUCAAGUCCAUCUUCUGAGCAUCCAAGGAUCAGUUCUCCAAUGUUUGCUUUUUCUCCAGACAGAGUAUCCUCUCCACGGUCGGGAAUGCAAGCACCAAGGCCCACAUUUUCUGCCAAAAAGGCAGGAAUUGCCCCACAGGUAUCAAAGGAGCCCUUCCCAGGAGAAAUUCCCAGUGAGACAAGCACACCGGUCGGCACACCCAGCCUCUCCAGGCGUUUCAGCAGCCCAGAUGGCCCCACAACCAGAAUCUGGACCUCAAGCCACCAAAUAAAUCAACCGUCCCCCACCAUCCGCUCAGUCACUUCCCCUGGGACCUGUCCCAUUAAUACGAGAUGCCAGUCUCCCAUGACAAGUCAGAACAUCCACUGUUCCGCCAUUAACUCCACUUUUACAUCCCUACAGCCCUCCCAAACAUCGAUAGCCACCUCCCCAUGUUCCCCUCCUUGGGGGUCAAGAUGCCAAUCCCCAAUGGUCAGCCAGCCCACCACCACUUCCUCCAUUCCUCCCUUUAAACAAACCCAGGUUUCUAAAACUCAUUACCCUCUUUCUCCUCCUUGGGGUACAAAAUGCCAGUCCCCAGUGGUGGGCCAGAACAACAAACCCCCUACUUCUGCCUCUUUUUCUUCAUCCAGACCAUCUGUAACACAUACAGCUACUUCCCCAUGUACUCCUCCUUGGGGAUCAAGAUGCCAGUCACCAGCUGUCUGCUACAAGUCUUCUAACAUUUCCUCUGAUCCUGCAUCCAAACCCUCACAAACGCCUACCUGGGGAUCAAUACCUCAAUCACCCUCAGUUAGCCAAAAUGACCAGUCUUUGACUCUCUCCAUCUCCUCAUCCAGACCAUCAUCCGGAAUGUCUCCUGCCUGUCCUCCUUGGGGCUCACGUUCCCAGUCACCUGCGCUCUUUCAAAGCAAUUUGUCCUGUCCUUCCGUCAAACCUCAGUACACAUGCUCUUCCCCCUCUACCCCACAACCCAAAGACAAUCGCUGCCUCUCGCCUACUGUCUCUAAUCGAGAUGCUAAAGCCAACCAUCGACUCCUGGCAAAGAAUAUUAUCAAUGCAGCCAAACGUAAAAACAGCCCCUCCCCUGGUGCACCCAGUGGUCACAGCCUCCCCAUCUCACCUGUGGGAAACUCCAACCAAGACUUGCACAAACCAGCUAUGAGCCCCUUCCAGUCACGGGCACUUGGGGCACACUCCCCCACUUUCAUCAGUCCUCCUCCAACUCCCACUCAAAGGAUCUGCUCCCCCGUGAGGCUGUACAACAGUCGCUCUCUGACUGACUCGGAUGCCUCUGUUGAAUCUGAAGACUCAGGUCUUCGCUCCCCCGGCCUGCACUCUUACAAUACCUGUCCCCGGGGCUGGGGCGGUAGCCUGAGAGUCAAGAGGAGCACGGUCUCCACUGACCUGUGA
This is a messenger RNA of Menidia menidia (Atlantic silverside), 3510 nucleotides long. The record is from the annotation of a GenBank genome assembly. NCBI's taxonomy places the organism in Eukaryota, Metazoa, Chordata, Actinopteri, Atheriniformes, Atherinopsidae.